Messenger RNA from Marmota monax (woodchuck), 2737 nucleotides. It is a transcript of the gene Mgat4d, whose product is annotated as MGAT4 family member D. The coding region runs from base 104 to 1225 and encodes 373 amino acids. Lineage: Eukaryota; Metazoa; Chordata; Mammalia; Rodentia; Sciuridae. Gene Ontology annotation, biological process: protein N-linked glycosylation. The transcript is spliced from 11 exons. The record is from RefSeq and is a predicted model, not a curated record. Gene Ontology annotation, molecular function: acetylglucosaminyltransferase activity. Gene Ontology annotation, cellular component: endoplasmic reticulum-Golgi intermediate compartment; endoplasmic reticulum; Golgi stack.
AAGGGUGCGCGUGGGGAGAGGGGCAGAGGCGCGCGUGCAGAGGCCACGCGCUUAGUCUCCGCAUCCUGGGCGCUGCCGGCUGCCAGCCUCUGGGCCAGCAAUCAUGAGGACCAAGCAAGUGAACUUGCUCAUCUCCUUCGUCGCGGUCACGCUCUUCAGCUUCUCCUGCUUCUGCAUCUCCAGGCUGACUCAAACUUACAAUCAAUUAAUUAGCUGUAGAAACCACGUUUUGGAGUUUAGGGAAACUAUGCUGCAUUUAAAAAACAAAACUGAAAACAACCGUCAGGAGCUGAUAAAAGCCUUGAAUCAGAUGAAGUAUGAAAUUACACUGAGAGACAAUGAAUCCAGAAGCUUAGAUGAGAAAAUGGUUACCCCGAGUGAGAACGAAACAGCAUCUAAUAGAUUUGAAGCCUUGAAGUUCUUUUUUCCACAUCUAAGGAAAGUUGCCAGGGUCUAUCCUGAUGUAAUCAUUGGCAAAGGGAAAAGAGAUGUUACCUUUGCUCUAGGUAUUUCCACUGUUAACAGAGGAGCACAUAGUUACCUGAAGCAAACUCUGAACUCCAUCAUGACUAGGAUGACACCUUCAGAAGAGAAGGACUCCGUGGUGAUUGUCUCUAUUGCAGAUAGUAAUGAAGAUUAUUUAAAGUCUGUUGUUGACAUGAUUAUGAAAAGAUUCAGAAGGCAAGUGAAAUCUGGAUCCCUAGAGGUCAUUUCAGUACCAGCCUUUUUAUACCCAGAUAGGUUACAUACCCAGCGGCCAACUGUCUCAGAGCGUAAGAGUUGGCACAUGAAACAAGUAUUGGAUUUUUGUAUAUUGAUGCUGUAUGCCCAAUCCAAGGCCAUGUAUUAUUUACAGCUAGAAGAUGAUAUCAUAGCUAGAAAGAUGUACUUCACAAAAAUGACAGAUUUUUUACAUAAUAUCACUUCGAAUAAUUGGUUUUAUAUUCAGUUUUCAGUACUUGGAUUCAUAGGAAAACUGUUUAGAACCGAGGACUUGCCUGGCUUUGUACAUUUUUUUCUAAUGUUCUACAAAGAUAAACCCAUAGACUUGCUCUUGGAGACCAUAUUUCAGGUAAAGAUGUGUGAUCCAGCAGAAAAUUUUAAAGAAUGUUCAAAACGCCAGAAACACAUACUUCUUCAGCAUAAACCUUCUCUUUUCCAGCACGUGGGUAUACAUUCGUCACUUCCUGGAAAAGAACAAUAUUACAAAAAAAUUCUAAGAUAAUAAGAAUAUCAAGAAGAAACUGCAAUACUUGGAACUUCAAAUAAACUUGAUUUCUAAUAUCAUCUUUCAGAAAUUGAAAUAGUGAGAAUACUUAAUCAUCCAGAAGAGAAAAAGCAAUGAAGAAAUUGACAACCUUGAAAGUUUUAAAUGACCUCUUAUGCCAAGGGGGAACAAAUAGAACAGGAAGUGUGGGUGCAACUCAGUGGUAGAGUGCUUGCUUAGAAUGUACAGGUUCCAUCCCCCAGUACUGCCAAAAUAAUGAUAAUAAUAACAGUAAUAAUCGAUCUUUUUAUGUAUGAUGUGUGUAACUACUACAAUUUACUAUCUAAAAAUCAGUAAAGGCAGGGACAUUUUAAAAAAUUAAGAACUGUAUUCUAUCAACAUAGAAAACAAGGCUAUCCCAUAAUCUCAAUAAAUAGCUAAAGCUCAGAAAUGUAUUACUGUCACAGACAAGUUCUGUCCAAUUGGCAUAUGGUCUUCUCCAUCUUGCUGCAAUACCUAAAGAAAUAGAAAGCACAAAUUUGAGCAAGGCUGGCAGUGCCAAACAUCUUCUUGUGUUUUAAUAAAUAACAUUGCAAACUCUAAACUUAUUCCUAGGUGCCAUUUAAGCUGAUUAUUAAACACCUUGUUAUGUAAAUAUUCUUGAUAACCAUUUCAUUUGAAGGAUUUGUUUAACCUGUGGAUUAUUUGGGAGUAUGUUUGCUUUUUCAUACAAGCUAAUAUAUUUUUGUUUUGCUGAUGUUAGCUUUAUUUCCAUUUAUUUUUAUUGUUGAUUUCUAAUUUGAUUGCAUUGUUAAGAGAAUGUUAUCUGUGUGAUAAAAGUUUAGAACUGUUGUGAAUCCUUAUGUUCAGUAUGAUUUUGGAAAAAUUGUAUAGUUUCUGUAUACUUCUUUAAAAAUAUGUGGAUCUCAUUUGUUUUUACAAAUGUUGAUUUUAUGCUUUAAACAUGUCUUUUUAAAGUAUUCCUAAUUAUCGGGUCUGGGCUUUUCAUUUGGUUGCUUAAAUCUUUUAAAACAUUAUUUGUUCUGCCUCACCCAUCAGUUUCUUACAGGGAUCUAUUAAAAUGUAUUGUUUUUUUUUCCUUGCUGUUUUUCUUUUGGAUUUGACUUUAUUUAUUUUGAGCAAUAUAAGAGAUAUUUCUUGCUUUUUAUCCUUUAAUCAAAUGCAUCUUAAUUUUUUAUUGCCAUCUUACCUGUACCAAUUCUUCACACAUUUACCUCAGUAUAACUUUAUCACAUGCCAAUUUGCAAAGAAAAUAUGAAAGACGUGCUGUUCACAUGUGUCCAUUUAGUUGUUCUUUUAGAAGAGGAUAUAUGUAUGUUACAAAGAUUUUAAAUUUAACUUCAAUUUUGAAAUUUUAAAAUUAAGUCUGCUAGAGCAUAUUCCAGGUUCAUAUGUAGAAUUAAAAUUAAAUCUAGGUACAGUUUUAUUCAAGAGGCAACGUUCUUUGGGGGGACAUUCUGGAUCCAAAUUACAGCAGAACAUUUAUGUGAAUUUCUAGUAAUGUAGCAA